This is a messenger RNA of Ceratosolen solmsi marchali, 1459 nucleotides long. It is a transcript of the gene Rcd5, whose product is annotated as microspherule protein Rcd5. The transcript is spliced from 6 exons. The record is from RefSeq and is a predicted model, not a curated record. Gene Ontology annotation, biological process: positive regulation of transcription by RNA polymerase II. Gene Ontology annotation, molecular function: G-quadruplex RNA binding; protein binding. Gene Ontology annotation, cellular component: NSL complex; MLL1 complex; Ino80 complex. Lineage: Eukaryota; Metazoa; Arthropoda; Insecta; Hymenoptera; Agaonidae. Bases 79 to 1431 code for a protein of 450 amino acids.
UUAAAAGUUUUUAAUAGAAUUUAUCUAAUUUGUAUAGUAAUUUUAUUUGUAGGCUUGUCCGAAUGUUCACAUACAAUUAUGGCAUUAAAUUUACCUAUGGAUUCAUCUUCAGAUUCAAUGGGAACAAAAAGAAGAAGUUCAUCCCGAACAAUAAAGCGAAAAAAAUUUGACGACGAGUUAGUAGAAACAACUUUUAACCUACAACCAACUACUACAACUACCAAAUCUAAUCCCCGAUCACGAACUGUAUCAGUUUCAUCUGGAUUAGAUAUUUUAUCGGCACAAACUCUUCCGAGUUUGUCAACAUCUGUUGUAAUUCCUCAUCUAGACCGCACUAAUCGCAGACCAAGUAGACCUACAGGUUCUAGUGGAAAUAAUAGAAAAAAUAAGAAAAAUAAAAAUCAUCCCCAUUCGAUAAAUGCUACAAAAGACCUAGGGCGAUGGAAGCCAACUGACGACUUAGCACUUAUAACUUGUGUUCAACAAACAAAUGAUUUAAGAAUGGUACAUCGAGGAACAAAAUUUUCAUGUCGUUUUACUCUACAGGAAAUUCAACAAAGAUGGUAUGCUUUAUUAUACGAUAGUGCAGUAUCUCGUAUAGCUGUACAAGCAAUGCGAAAUUUGCAUCCUGAACUAAUUGCAAGUAUUCAGUCAAGAACGUUAUAUAGCAAAAAUGAAGAAGAUCUUUUGGGAACAAUUAAAUCUAUUUCACAACCAAAUUUAGAAGAUUUCCACAAUCUUUUAGAAAUAAAUGGUCAAACUUUUUAUCCUGCAAGAACACCAAAAUCAUUAUUGGCUCAUUGGCAAUUAAUGAAACAAUAUCAUCUUCUUCCUGAUCAAACUGUUCAAAGUUUGCCUAGAGGUGAAAGUGUUUUAAAUUUUUCAGAUGCAGAGGAUAUGAUCAAUGAUUCUGAAUUAGUUGAUCAAAAAGAUGAAAUUCUAUAUGGAGAAUUGCAGAUAAUGGACAGAAAGAAUAAGAAGGAAAUAAGAAUAUUAGAAAAUGAGUUAGGAAGGUGGCAAGUUCUUGUUGAUAAUGUCACUGGAAGCAAUCAACCUGAUUUCGAUAAUCAAACAUUAGCAAUAUUGCGAGGACGACUUGUUAGAUAUUUAAUGAGGUCACGAGAGAUUACUGUUGGUCGAUCUACAAAAGAUCACAGUGUAGAUGUCGAUUUAACUCUAGAAGGCCCAGCAUGGAAAAUUUCUCGACGUCAAGGUACAAUAAGAUUAAGAAACAAUGGAGACUUCUUUUUAUCUUCUGAAGGCAAGCGACCAAUUUUCGUUGAUAGUCGACCAAUUCUUGCUAGUAAUAAAAUGAAGCUCAACAACAACAGUGUUAUUGAGAUUGCAGGUUUAAGAUUUAUUUUUUUGAUAAAUCAAGAAUUAAUAUCUGUAAUAAGACAAGAAGCUGCAAAGUUAAAUUUAAAUCCAUGAACCAAUUUAAUUUAAAGUUAAGUUUAUA